AUGAUGAAGUUGUCCUAUCAAGGAGUUUCUAUGGUCUUGCCAAUAACAAGCUUCUCUUGCUUUGCUUAUUCCUUAAUAUGCAAAUGGCAUUUAUGCUUGUACCUCACUGCCUGUGUUUUAGGUGGAGAAUCAAAAGUGUUGCUAACGUAUAAGCGAAAACGGCUAUCAAGAACAGAUCCUGUACAGGGACAUGAGUGCCGUAAUUCACUUUUUGUUGCUGCCGAUGAUACUUCUUUACGCAAACCAGACUUGCAAGUUCAUUUGAUUGAUAAGCGUUCAUCAGAACAUUACAACAUAAAUUCUGCGGUAUGCCAUGUAUGUUUUGUCUGCUGUGUUGGGGGUAACCUGAAGCACCGUGGAAAAUGCCUUCAUCUUGAUGAGGUUCCUUCCCAAAGGGAUGCAUAUGGGAAUAAGUCUAGUGGCAAGAAAGUAGGCUCAUCUUCAAAUGCUAAUGCUGGAGCAUUGGUUGAUGAUAAAAAGAUACACAAUAUGGUCUAUGUCGAUGAUAUCCUAGUUACUGGGAAUUGCAACACUGCCUGCAGAUCUCUUAUUUCUCUUCUUAGUGCCAAGUUUCCUGUUAAAGAUCUUGUACUUUACAUUACUUUCUUGGAUUUUAUUGGCGCCAGCCCCUGUUCUACUCCUCUUGGCUCUUACAAGUUGGAUAACUCUGGUGACAUUCUUGCUGAUGCUACCUUUUAUCGCUCUACUGUUGGAGCCCUUCAGUAUCUCACUUGGACAAGGCCAGACCUCUCCUAUGCAGGCACUCUUGAUAUGGGUGUUUGGUUUACCAAGGGUUCUCUUAGUUUACGUGCUUUCACAAAUUCAGUUUGUUUCCUCUGCAAAUCAGCUUGCAGACAUUUCACGAAACCUUUAUCUACUGCCAGACAUGUCUUUCUUCGUGACAAGCUUACAGUGUGCUCUCCCCCUUUCAGCUUGAGGGAGGCUAAAGGCAGUAACUAG
Messenger RNA from Prunus armeniaca (apricot), 960 nucleotides. Lineage: Eukaryota; Viridiplantae; Streptophyta; Magnoliopsida; Rosales; Rosaceae. The record is from the annotation of a GenBank genome assembly.